Suillus discolor is the source of this 3227-nucleotide messenger RNA. Its product is annotated as meiosis protein SPO22/ZIP4 like-domain-containing protein. The coding region runs from base 59 to 2947 and encodes 962 amino acids. Gene Ontology annotation, biological process: meiotic cell cycle; regulation of synaptonemal complex assembly. The transcript has 32 exons. Lineage: Eukaryota; Fungi; Basidiomycota; Agaricomycetes; Boletales; Suillaceae. The record is from RefSeq and is a predicted model, not a curated record.
ACGGAACGCGCUUCUUCGCCUUUACUCCCGUUUUGUUAUCAGGAUUCAGAAUAGUGUUAUGUCCCCUGGAGGGAAGAAGAGUCGGGCUCGGAGUCCACAGGAACUUUAUGACGAAAUAAAAGAACUCUUGAUCAAGACAAAACCAAAGCUAAAGGACGGAACUACCAGGGAUGAAACCAUAACGAGGGAUUUACAUAAGAUCGCAUCGCUUGCACAGACAUUCACAGAACAGCGCCUAAAGUCGAGCAAAAAGAGCCAGUUAUCAGAUUUCCUUGAUCAGGAAGGUGUCAGCCUGUGGAAUGCGUCCGGUGCGGUCCGUCAAGGCUCUGCACAUGACAGCCGCGUUGUCGUCGCCGCUUUGCGGCUAGCUGGAUUUCGCCUCAUGGAAGCAGGGUUAGAACCUAAGCCUGAGACUGAAGCAUUAUUACAUAUUCUUCAAAUCGCGAGUAAGACUGGCGCAACCCUGUCCGAACUCGGCCACAAUGACACUGCAUCGGGCGUGCUGAGUUGUGCGGCGAAGUAUGAAGAAGCGCUGAGAAAUAUUGACGACACGAGUGGCACAAAUCAGCAAGCCAGGGCAUGUGUUACAGCUGUCUACCUCUCAACCAGAAUGGAAGCAGCUUGGAGGGAAGGAAAUGAAGGGUUAGCGGCCUUUAUGGCUGACAAAGUCACAGAGAAUGACGGACGGCUCGUGCUCCUUUCAAAUCAUGACCGAGAGACGCUGGCGACUAAGCUUCUUGACAUUGGCAAAUCACUUUUGAGAAGUUGCUAUCAGGAUAACAAAGUGGCGCCAGAAGAAAGCAAGGCUAACGAGGCUAUUCGAUGGAUGCAGAAGGCGUUUUCCGUCAUCGAGCCUCUGGAUUGUACGGCCAAUGCCGGGCUCGCUGAACUCAAGAGAUCGGUUCUCAGGAGUCUGGCCCGUGGCUACUUCUUGUCAUCAUCCCAGGAUCCAGAGAAUUUGAUCAGAGCGGAAACCGCGCUAGAAGAAGUUAUUGCAACUAUCGAUUCUUCUGUAGACAACGUAAGCUCCGAAUACCAGCAACUCCGAUGGAUGAAGUUGGCUGUCAUAAAGCGGCGGAAAGCUGGAGAUACUGUUCUUCUUCAAGCUUUACAAGCCAUCGUUGACAACCUGACAUAUUCAGAAAGCAAUCUUACCGAUGUCCUACAGGAACUUCGGACGCUUUCUCAGCAUCACCAAUUAGUCACGAGUACAAUUCAGUACUGCCUUCAUCGUGCCUUGCAGUGCUCUUGGAGCCCAGACGCCGUGGAAAGGCUUCUCAUAUCUCUCAUAUUCCAUUGUUCCAAAGAUGACCAACACGACAGAGCCAUACAAGAUCUGCAUGCAUCUUUCAAAGAACUACGUGACGUGGAAUUUGAGCUUCUCAAAGCUCCGGCCACAGCUUGCAUCACUCUUUUAUGGCAAUACGGUGAUCGCCAUUACCAUGCGGGGCGAUGGAACCAAGCUGCGGAUUGGUUCACCUGUGGCACACAUUCUAUAUUUACAAGUUUAGGUCCUGUCAGCAGCUCAAAGUGUUUUCGGAAGGCUGCCCUAGCGCAUCUUAAGCAAAAGGACUACGCUCACGCGGGGUCCAUCAUCCGCCGCUGUCCUGACACAGAAGCCACGACACAAUAUGUAAAGUUUCUUAUUGCGGUUCAUCAAGGACUGGAAGACGAAGCGAUAAACACAAUACGCAAUAUGGUUCACGCCGUGAACUUCGAUCGCAAGAUGAUUUUAUUGGCCUGCCGGCUCGCACAUGACUUGGACAUGAAAAAUCUUCUUCUAAACGUGCUGAAGGCUCUUCUGGAAACGUUAAACCUCCGAGAGAACGUGGGGAACAGCACUGAAGCCAUGACAUUGGUAAGGUGUAUUAUCAGGCUUAUUGUGAAACUCCUUGGAGAACCAGCUGCCGAUUUGAACCGUCUAGUGGCGGCAUUACUUCACCACCUGAACAUUGCGGUGACUAUUGUAGAAUCGUGUGAACAGCCAGCCAUGCUUUCAAGAGAUGUAUCCUGGCUCUGGAGGACUGCAUAUAAUUGUGCUAUCCAAGCUUGUUCUGAUUGGGAAGACAGAGAAGAUCAAAUAUCUGACAUCUUUGACGCAGCAAGACGACUUCUCGAACUCUACACUGUACACGCAACUGUAGACGUGGACCAAGCUAUCUAUAUUUACUUGGUGAAUGCCUCAUUUGCAUCCGCUUCGGGCCGUGUUAUGUCUUUCAGACGUUUGCGGUCGCAGACAGAAUCAAUUGAUCCUGGAAAAUACCGCGAUUUGUUCAACAACAUCAAUCAAUCAUUACAGCGCAUCAGCAAGGUUUUGCGAGAAGAGAAGGUAUCGCAAGAAGACCUUCCUCGACUUGAGUCAUCCUUGCAGAUUUUACGAGUUUUUAUUGUGGAAGCGGCAUCCCACCUGUCAGAUUGGACCACGGUCUUGGCCACCAUUGAGGAACCAUCUCGCUCUGAUCGCGAUUCGUUGGAGACGUACGAGGCAUUCGCGGACGCCCUAUGGGAAGACAAACACUGUCCCAUACACGUCCUUUUCACAGCGCUAGAGGCCACACUUCAUGCGUGUUUGGCCCGCGGACACUUUUCCCUGGAGAAAUUUGCUCGUUGGCUACGAGCGAUGUGCAUUAUACUACUGACAAGAGCGACAGGACCCGAUCGAUCCAAGGCGAUUGGGUACGUGGAUCAAGCCAUCGCUGUCCUGGAGGAGCACGGCGACGCUAGGGACGGCGGUGAACUGCUCUAUCCUCUGGACGAGCGUCAAUGGCUUCUGAGCACAGCGUACAACACUGGCCUCGAGUGUCUUCAUGCCUCCAUGGUCGAUGAAGCAAAGCGUUGGUUCGAAUGCUCCACCAUUAUCUGUCGCUUCGUUCCCGAUGGUCGGCAACGUGCAGAAAAGAUAUCGACAACCUAUAGCGACCUCUUAGCACGCUACCCGACUAGAUGAAGCGAUUGCACAACCAUCAAACAGCUUUAACACCGCGACUGGAUCACCCCACAUCUGUAUUAUUAUGUGUGUUUGUUCUUGUAUCUUAACAAAGACCAAUGGACUUUGCACUUUUUAUUGCUGUGAGAAAUGACGCAGCUGAUAGAGUAGUACACGACCGCGAGUGUUGCCAAUAGCCAGGUACUCGCUCUCACGGGAGAAAUCGACAGAGGUUACAUGUCCGAGAGGGGUACUUGACGUGGGCCAGUUCCCAAACGCUGUCAAUGAUGGGCAAUGGACC